Molecule: messenger RNA, 1416 nt
Organism: Spodoptera exigua (beet armyworm)
Lineage: Eukaryota; Metazoa; Arthropoda; Insecta; Lepidoptera; Noctuidae
Source: the annotation of a GenBank genome assembly
AUGACUACUGCAGCUGGAGCACCUGUUGAAGAAGAAGACACAUCUACUUUAAAUAAGAAUUUAUUCAACAAUGAGUUUUUUAUGGAUACUGUUACACACUUCGUCAGAGAAAGAAUACCCGAACGUAUUGUGCACGCGAAGGCCGGAGGCGCUUUUGGUUAUUUCGAAGUAACAGAUGACGUAACUGAUAUAUGCAGAGCGAAAUUAUUUAACAAAGUUGGCAAAAGGACUCCCGUUGCAGUAAGACUUUCCACGUCGGCUACUCAAAGAGGAAGUAUUGACACUUCCAGAGACAUUCGAGGGUUUUCCAUUAAAUUCUAUACAGAAGAUGGUAACUUUGACAUUGCUGGUUUCAACACUCCAAUGUAUAUGUAUAAAGACCCUACGCAGUUUCCCUCUCUAAUUCGCGCAGUUAGAAGAAAUCCCUCAACAAAUCUCUAUGAUGUCAAUACCCUUUGGGACUAUCUGACGGAGUUACCUGAGCUCUUUUUUAUUUAUUUGAUAAUAUUUGGCGAUCGAGGGAUCCCAGACGGCUACCGCCAUAUGCCAGGGUUUGCUAUUCAUACAUAUCAAGUUGUAAAUAAACGCGGAGAAAGUCACUUCAUUAGAUUCCACUUUCAACCAGACGCAGGUAUUAAAAAUCUUAUGACUGAAGAAGCAAGACGGAUAGCGGGAUAUGAUCCUGAUUACGCAAACAGAGAUUUAUAUAAUGCCAUUGCAAAAGGAAACUUUCCGAGUUGGAGUGCAAGUAUUCAAGUCUUGACUGAGAACGACGUUAAAAAUGCUGACUUUGAUGUCUUUGACGUCACGAAGAUACUGCCGCUAAAUAAGUAUCCGUUGCGUCCAUUAGGCCGUUUGGUUUUAAACAGGAAUCCUGUUAAUUACUUUGCUGAAGUCGAGCAGUUGGCAUUUUCUCCUGCGAAUUUAGUUGAUGGUAUUCUUGGAGGUCCAGACAAAUUAUAUGAAUCCCGACGUUUGGCAUACAGAGAUGCUCAGUACCACCGUUUGGGUGGGAAUUUUCUCAAAAUACCUGUGAAUUGUCCCAUGCGACAUAGAGCAUUUGCAUACAACCGUGAUGGUGUGCCUCCUGUUCAUGAUAAUGAAAGAGACAUACCUAAUUACUAUCCUAAUUCGUUUCAUGGACCUGUUCCUUAUAAAGGUAUGCAUAAAGUUGAAUUGAUAAAGAUAAAAGAGGAGGCUGCAAAUAAUUACGAUCAAGCUCGAGAGUGGUACCUAAACGAAAUUAGGCCGUCAGAAAGGAAAAGAUUAGUGCAAAACAUAGUGGAUAGUUUGAGACCUGCUGCGAAAUUUUUACAUGACCGGGCUCUGGAUAUAUAUACUCGUAUACAUCCAGAUCUCGGGGCACAAGUACGGCAAGCUCUGCUAGCAAACAACACUGGUACUGGGGAUAUGUAA